UUGUUAUGGUAUAUAUUGGACGUUUCGUUCCCUUCUCUUCCCAACGACGUGCGCUUGUGACAGUGUAGCGGUGGCAGCGCGUGCACGAUCCCGCAGUUCGCGUCACCAUGGAAGCGCUCAGUUUGCGACCUGGAUACGCCAUUUUGCCUCCCAGUGCUUUUGUGUGUACGGUCGUGCGCUUGUAUAGUGUGUGUGAGUGCUUGUGCGUGCAAAGUGUGUGUGUGCGUGGGCGCCUGUCGGUGAAAAUACCUCUGUAGCUUCCGAACGUUCAACACAACACACGCCAUCUAAACAGGACCAAAAUGUUCACGCUUGGAGAAUCACCACUCCGCUUUUCAACCGGACAUGGGAACGCGGCCGACAUAACGUUGUAAUAGUCUCGACGAACGCUGUCGAAGUAAGAAACGCGAGACACUACAAGUUCCCACCGCCAACCACUCAGAAUGAAUGUCAAAGGGAAGGAAGAGGAAUAUAAUCAUCCUCGCAAGAUUGCCCUUGGUUCUUCUCAUGUUUGACCACAUCCGUCAGAUCACCAAUAAUGAUACGGGGAAUAAUCUCCAAGGAGUUAUACCAGCAACUUCUGGACCCCAAGAAUUACCAGAAUCGCACAAAUGGGGUGGAAGAACUCAAGCGAGUCCUCUCGGACGUGGACUUGAAAUCGGUUCCUUCUGACAGUAUUGAGGAGUUCAUCAAUUUUCUUCCCAGACUUCUGGAUGACAGUAAUUUUAAAGUAUUGUAUGGCACCUUACAAGUUUUGAACAUAUUUAUUGAGAGGUUAGACACUAGUAUUCACAAAUAUAUCAAACAGAUAGCUUUGGUGGCCGUCAAGGCUUUAGGCGACACUCGUACCAUCGCCAGGAAUGAAUACAUAAACAUGUUUCGUCUGAUGAUGAAACGUGUGGCUCCGCAACAAGUUUUGGAUCUUGUAAUUUGUAAUUUAAAACACAAGAAUUCUAGAGUCCGGGAGGACGUUCUUAACAUCAUUAUUGCAGCUAUGCUCACUCAUCCGAGGAAACAGUUCAACAUCCCCAAGCUUUGUUUUGAAGUUGCACCAUCUCUGGCAGACAGCAAAAGGAACGUCCGCCACGCCGCACUUGAGCUGUUUGCUGUUUUUGACUCCUGCCUGGAGACAGGGAAAAAGCAGCCUCUCACCAAAGCUGUGGACAACGUUGAGCUCAAACAAGACGCUGAGGGUCUUAUGGCAGCUGUACAGGCCAGACGUGCAAGACACGUUCUCCCCAAACUUUCACCUGAGGGAGUGGUGGAGUAUGGUUUGUUAGUGCCUAAAUCAGGGCUGCACUGCGCCACGCAGGCCAGUUACUCAGGAGAUGAUCUUGACUGGGUGAUGACUGGAGGACGGAUUAGCAGUGCAAGGAGUCAUCGAACUGAACCAGACUAUGAGCGACCGUAUGGCUAUGGCAGCUUAGGAUCCCUCACUGAUGAGCUUCCCUCCCAAAGGAGAAUUGUCAGCGCAGGUAAAGGGAAGAAUAAACUACCUUGGGAGAUGUUGGACUACUCAUUGGCUGAAAAUAACCAUCAGUGCCACUCCCCAAAUGGAAAGUGCUCCGAGCAGGUGACCAUUGAAGAAGUUAUUCCGCUAUCCAGAAAGUUGAGUCCAGAGACCUACAUAUCCACUUUUAGUUCUGCAGAACCACAGACACCCCAAACAUCCAAGAGGAUCUUUCCAGCUCGGCUCAGAAGAAGCGGAAGCCUCAACUUGGACCCUGACGUCUUCAAAACCACGAACUUCACUGAGUCUGAUAGCGCGUUAUCCAAAGGACACAUGCUCUCAAGGAACGGCAGUGUUGAGCGCACACUUUCUCUCCCGUCCAACCACACCAUACCGGGCUCCUUUCUGCUGCCUUCCUACCCUCUGGCUGCACUCCCAGGAGGCGUGCUUACUCCAACAUUAUCCCAUCGCCACGUCGACACGUCCCUCUCUAUGUCGAAUACCUGGCCCAACAAGCGGGAGAACAGCCCUCACCAGAGAGAGCCCAGUUUUGGAGGGGACGCUGCAGUCAAAGGGGACCUCCCGAGCAGAUGUUCUCCGAGGCCAAUCCGUGCCUCCCUAAAGAGUUCCUCAUCAACAUCGUCGUCAACAUCGUCAUUCCGCCGAGUCCUGAGCAGCAGCAGGACGUCCCUCUCCAUCUCACCAGUCAUUCCUUCCGGAGAGCAAUUUUAUAACAAUGACCCGAGGCCCGGUGCACGCAGCAGCCCCCAGAAUCAGAGACUAGAGAGGGACCUUCAAUUAGAGCCCAUGGGCUCGAACACAACACAUGAUACUGAAGAGGAGGAGCCUCUUGAUGUGCAGGAGAUGUUGAACUCGCUGCGCUCGUUGCGCAACAGCGCUGCUAAGAAGAGGGCCAAAGUGAGCCUAAGCAGUUCAGACACGGACCAGGACAGCCAAGAUUCUGCCAUAAGGUCACCACUCGGUCAAGAGGUGCACACCUCUUCCAUGCUUACCAGCUCAACCAGCGAAAGUGGGCUUUCCAGUUUGAGCCCCACCACCUCCAGUGUCUUUGGAAUCAAAAGUUCCGGAAGCAUGGCCUCCCCGGGAGUGAAACCUCGCAGAGUGCCUUCCGCAAACCUGAGGUCUUCUGUGUCCAUGGACUUUAGCAACCCUCCAGGACUAUCUCAGAAGAAUGACUUGUCAUCUGAGACGGGGGUUGUUGGGCAGAGAGUCACUUACUCCAAUGGAGGGCUCAGAGCCAGUGAAGAAGCAUUAGUACCCUCUCCCCCAUUGGUCAAACCAUUGUUAGGUGAUGUCAAAUCUACAAAAGGACCCCGAAGCAAUGAAAGGAGGAAUUUGCCAGCCACAGACAUGCCCGAGGGAGUCAUUGGUAGAGGCAUUUUUGGUACUGCAGUGUCCUCCCCUCGCUCGGAUUUGGCCUUGUCACUGGAGCAGGGUUAUUCAGUGGCCAAACCCACAGCUGAUCCCAUAGGAGGCUUCCCUGUUAUCUCCGGUGAUCACCGGGGCCGUGACGACUUCUAUUCAGAUGAGAGGUUCAUCCGGGAUAAGAUCCAGCCACAGCAUCUGGAUCAGCUUGAGGGGCAGUCCAGUCAAAGGGACAAGAUCCGGCACCGGGUCAGACAGAUGCUCUCUGACUCACCCAAUGAAAAAAAUAUAAAUAAUAAAGAUCCGUAUAUGAAUGGUAGUGCAAUCACUUCUUGUGUGGAAGACCUCCCCUUGGACGGGUCACCUUUAAGCCUCACCAGUUCGGUCAGUCCACUUGGACCCCAGAGCCCUGUCAAGUGCCUGACUCCACCCCAUCGACCAAGUCCCCCCACAGUGCCUCCCAAUCCCAACAAACUUUCCCGUAUGAGGAGGGCACAUAGCCUCAGCAGAACGCGGCCCUCAUUGUCCCACAGCUCAGAUGAGCUGUCCCUCGUUACUGGGGACCACAAGAAAUAUGUCUCUCCGUCACCAAAACUGCGUCCCUUUUCCAAACCCGACCUGGCGUUGUUGCAGAGCUUCGACCUGCUGAGUUCAACAAAGUGGGAAAAGAAGCUUGAAGGUCUUACAGUUCUACGCACUCUGGCCCGGUACCACCCUGACACACUUCAGGGCAGGCUUCGGGAUGUCUGCCUGUUUCUCAUUGAAGAGGUGAAUAACCUGAGGUCAGUCGUGUCCAGGACUGCCGUGUAUACACUGGGUGACUUCUACAUGCACCUACAGAAGGCAAUGGACCAGGACCUGGAUGAGACUGUUAAAGCCUUGCUGCCCAAGGUGGGGGUGAGCCAAGCUUUUAUGAGGGAUGCGGUUGAUGGUGCAUUAGACAACAUGGUACGGCAUUGCACUCCAACACGAGGCAUUCAUGCGCUACUCUCUGGAGGACUUAGUCAUCUCAAUCCAUUGGUAAGGAAGUGCACUGCCCAACACUUAGCAGAUUUGGUGGAACAGGUCGGAGCCACUCGCCUCCUUUCUGGAAGUAAGGAUCUAACCGAAAGAAUCUUACCUGCAGUCACCAAGCUGUCACAGGACUCCUCACAGGAAGCAAGGUACCAUGGCCGCCGGAUGCUGCUGUCCCUCUCGUGCCACCCAGACUUUGAGAAGAUCCUGGAAAGAACGAUCCCCUCCAAAGACCUCCAACCUAUCAUGGACACCAUCUUCACUCUCAAGACCAAGGGGCUCGGCAAGAUGCCUCAGGACAGCCAGUCAGCCAGGGGCCGACGCUCCCUCCGAGGCAGCGGUACGGUCCGAGCCAUGUCUCUCACCAGAGAGCCACUCUACCACAACGUCAGAAUGUCCAACAGUAAUUACAGCAACAGAUCUCAGACACGGAGUAUAACAGACAAGAAUGAAUACCUCAAGUACAUAACAACCCUGCUGGGCUCGAAGGACUUCCGAGAGAGAAUCAAGGGAAUGGACCAGCUCGUGGCUGACUGCCAGCACAACCGCAACGUUGUCAUCCAUAAUCUAUUCCCGGUUUUUGAUGCGCUCAAAGACAGGCUGCAGGAAGCCAACAGCAAGGUCAACCAGUACGCUCUUGAGUCGCUGCAGAAAAUCAUUCCCUUGAUGAAAGAUAACUUGUCUCAAGUGGUGAACAUUCUCGUCCCGGCCAUUGUGGACAAUCACCUUAACUCUAAAAACAACGGCAUCUACUCUGCUGCUAUUGGAACCAUUGAUGCACUUAUCCUGAACCUUGAUAACAGUCUCCUUCUUCAGCCUUUCUGCACUAAGGCUCAGUUUGCAAGUGGCAAAGCCAAGGUGGAUCUUGUUGAGAAGGUUCAAGAUCUUGUGAGCGAGCUGUACCCUCGCAAGCCCCAAAUGGUGGAGCAGAAAGUGUUGCCCUUACUGUGGCACCUUCUCAGCACAUCAGGCCACAGCGGCACCGUUCACGGACGCGGCGUCAGCGUGCGCGCCGCCACCGCUAACCUGUGCCAUGCUCUUCACACCCUAAUGGGGCCCAGCCUGAACGAAUGCGCCGCAUCCCAGUCGGCCAACGUCCACAAAGGUUUAAACGAGUAUCUGAGGCAAGCAUCCAAAAGAUAAAAAGCAAAGCGGUCGGAGGAGAACAUACAGACACAACACUGACCUUACUUGAAGACAGAGAUGUUCAACAUUUCUUAGUGCCUGCACUUUUAUCCCAAUGAAAAGAAAAGUCUUUGAAGAUGAGGAACUUUGACUCUUUUCUCAGUGAUAUUUCUUCCUCUGGUACAGAAGCCAGGACAUUUGCAACAUCCUGACACCAGGUCCUGCUCCCACACAGCAUUGCUCUCUUUGCACAUUGACAAGGUAGCUCAUUAUGAUGAACACGAGAUUCACACGAAUCAGUCACCGCUUUACUUCAUCCGGUCAACGCGACAAAUUAGAGCCAUUUGGAGAAUGUAAAGUUUAAAUGCACAAAAAAGGACAGACAGGGAUUGGAAAGUUGUAUCAUGUUUUUGCGGUGUCCGAAAAUAUUUUUUACGUGGCUGUUUUUUGUUGAGUCAUCCAAUGAGAUUUACAUAUAGUACAAAAUACACAGCACGUAUGUAUGUAUUUGCACAGUAUUAGCUUCCGCUGUAGUCAUUAGGUGUAUGAUGUUCAUUUAGCAAUUUUAUCUAUUGUAUAACUCUUAAAUCUUGUUGAUGUGCUGCAGACCCGUGCGUUUGUUUGCAUGAUCAUUUCUCUGGAACAAGGCACACUGUAACCGGUUAGCUGUGUAUUGACGCCUACAUCGAGACUAUUGAAAAGGAGUUUUGGGUAUGACUGUUGUUGCCUGAGAAACAAGGUACGGAUGGAGGAUUCACAGUAAUGCCAGUCUUCAAGUAGCCUUUUAACGUCUUCUAUUAAAUUAUAUUCAACUUGUUUGCAAAUGACAAGGACAAAUUGAUAUAUAAAUACAAAUAUAUAAAGUGUUUUAUUUCUGUAAAUUGAA
Syngnathus typhle (broad-nosed pipefish) is the source of this 5861-nucleotide messenger RNA. Its product is annotated as TOG array regulator of axonemal microtubules protein 1-like. Gene Ontology annotation, cellular component: cytoplasmic microtubule; cilium. Bases 539 to 4993 code for a protein of 1484 amino acids. The record is from RefSeq and is a predicted model, not a curated record. Gene Ontology annotation, biological process: microtubule cytoskeleton organization. Lineage: Eukaryota; Metazoa; Chordata; Actinopteri; Syngnathiformes; Syngnathidae. The transcript has 23 exons. Gene Ontology annotation, molecular function: microtubule binding.